AGCAGCCCUUUGGCCGUGCCUCUCUCCUUGCCCGCAUCUCCGUCGCCCGCAUCCCCUGUGCCGGCUCGCUUGCAUCGGCCUGUCCAUCUGCGACCAGCGCCCCCCCCCUUUUCCUUGAUCUCGCUUGAUCCGUCAGCCGUCCGAGUCACCAUGGGCCUGUGCAAGUGCAGAACCGUAACCAAUCUAUUCUGCUUUGAGCACAGGAAGAAUGUCUGCGAAAAAUGCAUCGUCACGGAUCAUCCAAAGUGUGUUGUCCGGUCGUAUCUUCAAUGGCUGCAAGAUAGCGACUAUGACCCUGUCUGUGCCAUCUGCUCGGGGGCUCUGGAUCAAGGAGAGUUGGUUCGGCUAACGUGCCUGGACCUCUUCCAUGUGGACUGCAUCAAGACUAUGUGCGAUAAGCUCCCCGAGCACACGGCUGCCGCUGGAUACGCCUGCCCAGCCUGCCAUGCUCCCAUCAUCCCCGCCGAGAACAUGACCGGCCAGAUCGCCAACGAUGUCCGCGCCACGUUUGCCAGCUGCAAAUGGGCCGAGCAUGUUGCUCCGAAGCGAGUUCCCUAUGUGAUGACCGAGUUCCCCAAGGAAGUUACCUCAUCUAGCAGCGCACCCAAGAGUGCUGGCCCGACCGGGACCUUGCCCUCAACCCCGGCUACGACCCCGGCUCCACAGACCUACCCGCCUGCGAGCGUCCCCAGCGCCCCGCAAAGCUCGACGUUUAGCGAUGGAGUAUCGACCUUUAUUACCACAGGUGUCCAGCCUCUUGCCAAGAAACCCUCGCGGAACCGGCUGCGCGAUGGCGAUGAUGACAAGUACGGAACAAAGUCACAGGGUCUCCUGGCCUCUCUCGGCCUUCAGGACUGGGACCUAUCCAACGUCCGCCAUUUCACCAUCAAGCGCGCCAUCAUUUACUUCCUCCUGGUCGCCGUCCUCAUCCUCGUUCUGCGCGCCUACUGGGUGCGCCAAUCCGCGGCCGCUGGCAACAUCGUCGCUGAUAGCACCGGUUCAGAAUAGCGGUGCUUUGGCGGCGGCCCCCUCGAGCCUCUUCCUCCGGCACGUGUGGCCACUCAUGUCCCAGUUGGUUUUGGAUCACUAUAGAGUCCCUUCAGCGAUUUCAUGGGCCCACUGUUCCUGUUCCCCUACUGGCCGCACCGUUUGCGCAAUAUGGAUUGCGCCCGGUGCAUGUCAGGUCCAUUCUCACCACCCCCAUCUUUGCUCAAGGCCAUCGCUCCGGCUCCAGGGUUGGACUGUGUUCUUCCAAGCC
This is a messenger RNA of Polychytrium aggregatum, 1258 nucleotides long. RefSeq lists its product as uncharacterized. Gene Ontology annotation, cellular component: Golgi apparatus. The record is from RefSeq and is a predicted model, not a curated record. NCBI's taxonomy places the organism in Eukaryota, Fungi, Chytridiomycota, Chytridiomycetes, Polychytriales. Bases 151 to 1008 code for a protein of 285 amino acids. The transcript has 10 exons.